Canariomyces notabilis is the source of this 879-nucleotide messenger RNA. Its product is annotated as LmbE-like protein. Gene Ontology annotation, molecular function: N-acetylglucosaminylphosphatidylinositol deacetylase activity. The coding region runs from base 1 to 879 and encodes 292 amino acids. The transcript has 2 exons. Gene Ontology annotation, cellular component: endoplasmic reticulum. Lineage: Eukaryota; Fungi; Ascomycota; Sordariomycetes; Sordariales; Chaetomiaceae. The record is from RefSeq and is a predicted model, not a curated record. Gene Ontology annotation, biological process: GPI anchor biosynthetic process.
AUGGCCUGGCUAAUGACGUUGGGCAUGCUGGCGGUGGUGCUCCCGUCGCUCUACAUCUACACUGCGUCCGUCAUCUCGGCACGCCUCCCGAUUCUGCGCAACAAGCGCAUCUGUCUGCUCAUCGCCCACCCGGAUGAUGAGGCCAUGUUCUUUGCGCCCACGGUGCUGGCGCUCACCCGGCCUGAGACGGGCAACCAUGUCAAGAUCCUCUGCUUGAGCAGCGGCAAUGCCGAUGGCCUUGGCGAGACUCGGAAGCGUGAACUCGCCAAGUCCGGCGUGGUCCUUGGCCUGCGCAAGCCCGACGACGUGUUUGUGGUCGACAAGCCCGAGUUUCCCGACAGCAUGACGACGACGUGGGACACUUCAGCCAUCUCGUCGCUCCUGUCGACGGCCUUUGCGCCCCACCUGUCGCGAGGAGAACGACCGGCACGCGACGCCAAUACCGCGCCCACGGCCACCAUCGACGUCCUCAUCACCUUCGACGCCGGCGGCGUCUCGGGCCACCCGAACCACAUAUCGCUGUACCACGGCGCCAAGGCCUUCGUUGCCGCGCUGAUAGCCGGCAAGCCAGGCUGGACCCCGCCCGUCGAUCUCUACACCCUCACUUCGGUGCCCCUACCGCGCAAGUACACGGCGUUUCUGGAUGUCUUAGCUACCCUGGUUAGCUGGGCGGUGCGGGCGGAUAAGCAGGACAAGAAGCACCCUGGGGGACUGAUCUUCCUCAAUGGUCUGGCCGGUCACGGAGGCAUCACCACGGCGUGGAAGGCCAUGGUCACGGCUCAUAAGAGCCAGAUGGUCUGGUUCCGCUAUGGCUGGAUCACCUUGAGCAGGUACAUGUAUAUCAAUGAUCUGAGGCUAGAAAAGGUCACGGGGAGGUGA